Molecule: messenger RNA, 4723 nt
Organism: Pipistrellus kuhlii (Kuhl's pipistrelle)
Lineage: Eukaryota; Metazoa; Chordata; Mammalia; Chiroptera; Vespertilionidae
Gene: MALT1
Product: MALT1 paracaspase
Exons: 17
Coding region: 180-2735 (851 amino acids)
Biological process (GO): proteolysis
Molecular function (GO): cysteine-type endopeptidase activity
Source: RefSeq, a predicted model, not a curated record
GGUGCGGUGGGUCCCAGGCUCCCCCUGCAAACCUCUCUCGGCGGCGGGGCGGGAGGCGAGCUUCCUCCUCCUCUGUGUGCGGUGCAGCGCCGCCCGACCCGUCCUUCCGCCCUCACCUCCGCGGCGGCGCCCCGGACGAGCGCCGGGCGAGCGGAAGGUGCGCCGGGGCCGACACCGCGAUGCGGCCGGCGGGAUCGGCGGCCGUCGCGGCAUCGCCGGCGCGGGACCUGCCGCUGUGCGGGGAGCCGCCGCAGGCCCCUUCGCCCCCGGCCUCGCAACAGAUGCCCCUGGUCCCGCCCUCGGGGCCGCCGCUCCCCGCCCCGGGCAGCGCGACCCUCAACCGUCUUCCGGAGCCGCUGCUGCGGAGGCUCAGCGGGAGCUUGGACCGGGCUCCCGGGGGCCGCGGCUGGCGGAGGCUGGCGGAGCUGGCUGGGAGCCGGGGGCGCCUCCGGCUGAGUUGUCUGGACUUGGAGCAGUGUUCUCUGAAGGUCUUGGAGCCUGAAGGAAGCCCAAGCCUAUGUUUACUGAAGCUAAUGGGUGAAAAAGGUUGUACAGUCACAGAGCUGAGUGACUUCCUGCAGGCUAUGGAACACACUGAAGUUCUUCAGCUUCUCAGCCCCCCAGGAAUAAAGAUCACUGUAAACCCAGAAUCAAAGGCAGUCUUGGCUGGACAGUUUGUGAAAUUGUGUUGCCGGGCAACUGGACAUCCUUUUGUACAAUAUCAGUGGUUCAAAAUGAAUAAAGAGAUUCCAAACGGAAAUGCAUCAGAACUUGUUUUUAACACAGUACAUGUGAAAGAUGCAGGCUUUUAUGUCUGUCGAGUGAAUAAUAACUGCACCUUUGAAUUCAGCCAGUGGUCACAGCUGGAUGUGUGUGAUGUCACAGAACUAACAGAAAGCUUCCAGGGAAGCUCGAAUGGCAUCUCUGAAUCCAAGUUGCAAAUCUGUGUUGAACCAAAGUCCCAAAAGCUGAUGCCAGGCAACACGUUGGUCCUGCAGUGCGUUGCUAUUGGAAGCCCAAUUCCUCACUACCAGUGGUUCAAAAAUGAAUCACCCUUAGUGCAUGAGACAAAAAAGAUAUAUAUGGUUCCUUAUGUGGAGUUGGAACAUCAAGGAACCUAUUGGUGCCGUGUACAUAAUGAUCGAGACAGUCAAGAUAGCAAGAAGGUAGAAAUCAUCAUAGGAAGAACAGAUGAGGCAGUGGAGUGCACUGAAGAUGAAUUACAUCAUCUUGGGCAUCCUGAUAAUAAAGAGCAAACAGCUGACCAGCCUUUGGCAAAGGACAAGGUUGCCCUUUUGAUAGGAAAUAUGAAUUACUGGGACCACCCCAAGCUUAAAGCUCCUUUGGUGGAUGUGUACGAAUUGACCAACUUGUUAAGACAGCUGGAUUUCAAAGUUGUUUCACUGCUGGAUCUGACUGAAUAUGAGAUGCGCAAUGCUGUGGAUGAAUUUUUACUACUUUUAGACAAAGGAGUGUAUGGAUUAUUAUAUUAUGCGGGACAUGGUUAUGAAAACUUUGGGAACAGCUUUAUGGUUCCUAUUGAUGCUCCAAAUCCAUAUAGGUCUGAAAACUGUCUGUGUGUGCAAAAUAUACUGAAAUUGAUGCAAGAAAAAGAAACUGGUCUCAAUGUGUUCUUGUUGGACAUGUGCAGGAAAAGAAAUGACUACGAUGAUACCAUUCCAAUCUUGGAUGCAUUGAAAGUCACUGCCAACAUUGUGUUUGGAUAUGCCACGUGUCAAGGAGCAGAAGCUUUUGAAAUCCAGCAUUCUGGUUUGGCAAAUGGAAUCUUCAUGAAAUUUUUAAAAGACAGAUUAUUGGAAGACAAGAAAAUUACUGUGCUACUGGAUGAAGUUGCAGAAGAUAUGGGUAAAUGCCAUCUCACCAAAGGCAAACAGGCUCUAGAGAUUCGAAGUAGCUUGUCUGAGAAGAGAGCACUGACUGAUCCAAUUCAAGGAACCGCAUAUUCUGCGGAGUCUCUGGUGCGAAACCUGCAGUGGGCCAAGGCACACGAACUUCCAGAAAGUAUGUGUCUUAAAUUUCAAUGUGGUGUUCAGAUUCAGUUAGGAUUUGCGGCUGAGUUUUCCAACGUCAUGAUAAUCUACACGAGUAUAGUCCACAAACCACCAGAGAUAAUAAUGUGCGAUGCCUAUGUUACCGAUUUUCCACUUGACCUAGAUAUUGAUCCAAAAGAUGCAAAUAAAGGGACGCCUGAAGAAACCGGCAGCUAUUUGGUGUCAAAGGAGCUUCCCAAGCAUUGCCUCUACACGAGACUCAGUUCACUGCAAAAAUUAAAGGAACAGCUGAUUUUCACAGUAUGCUUAUCAUAUCAGUACUCUGGAUUGGAAGAUACCAUAGAGGAAAAGCAGGAAGUGAAUGUUGGGAAACCUCUCAUUGCUAAACUAGACAUCCACCGAGGUUCAGGAAGGAAGACUUGCUUUCAAACUUGUAUUAUGUGCAGUGGCCCUUACCAGAGCUCUACCUCCACCUCAGUGGGAGCCGAACAUUAUCAUUCUUCUCAAGACUCAUUCCUUGGUGUUUACCAUUCACAUCUUGGUAAUUCAAGUGGUGCCGUACCGUCAGAUAGCUGUCGAUGCAGCCGGACUGCAGAUGCAUUUAUUUCGAGUCAUCAUACACACCAUUAUUCGUGUCAGUUUGGUAGAAGUAAUGUGCCAGUCGAGACAACCGAUGAAAUACCAUUCAACUUCUCUGAUGGGCUCCAGAUUUCUGAAAAGUGACCUCCUUGUUUUUGAAAGUUAUCAGAAUUAUUAGAUGCCUCAUAUGCAAGUCUUAUAGAAAGUGAGGGAUUGUGAAAAAGCACAUAUAUGUAUGUAGAGACAGAAAAUUAAUAACAGCUGUUUCAGGAUUUAGAGAUGUUGCAAUUAUAUUAUUUAAUCACAGACUUCCUCAUCCUCCUUUCUUUUUUAAGGUUUUGUGAAUUAGCUGGUUUGUUCUGUAAGACUGAGAUAUAGAUGUAUAUCAGUUUACUUGUAUAUAACAAAAAUACUUUCAUUUUGACCACUCUGAAGUAAGAACAGUGGGAAUGGCAUUAUUGUAGAAUAAGUCAUUGUGUUUUUAGAACCAAUGAUCAUCAAGCUUAACUUCAUUUUAUCAGCAAGAGAAACAAAUUGAGGCAUCUUGUUUAAGUGAGAGCUGGCACUGAAACCUCCAGAUUUCUAGGCCUAUGUUUAUGCCACUACACACUGCCUCCUGAUGGGUUCUGAGAUAGGUAUUAUUUUUGUAGAUAGAUUUAAAGAUAGAUAUGUAAAUAUACAUAUCUGUAAAUAAUCUAGAAAUGUACAAACUUUAGGGUUUUUUGCUACAAAUGUGAGUUAAAAGGUUUGUAUUAUAAAUUCUUUAUAGAACAGCUGAAAUUUUUUGUUCUAAGGUCAUGAAAGCACAUGAGAGGUAAUGAAAAGUUUAUGUUAAAGCUAGACAUCAAGAUAAGCUUGCUUCUGGAUAAUCUUGGUCGCUGUUGGUCUGACUCUUACAAACAUUGGACAUCUCUUGAUAAAAUGUAUUUUUUUAUUGAAAUCUACUCACGUUAAGAGAUAACUGUAUCGCCUUUGGUUCUACCUAGAAGAAAUCUUAAAUCCUAAAAACAACUUAUCUCUUUUUUUUAUUUUACAAAAGAGAAAGUGAGGUUCAAAAGUAUUAAGUGUCUUACUGAGACCAUUCCACUAACAGUGUCAGAUUGGGAAUUCAGAGCUAUCCAAAUGGCCCCAGAGCCAGACCUUCUUGCACCACACUGCCCUGUCCCCUGUCUUCUCUAGCCUCUGGUCAUCUCUGUAGGAGAGCGGACACAAGAAGGCAUUGCAUUGUUCGACCUCAGCGCAGAGCAUGCACAUCAAGGAACUCAAAAUCUUCACUGGUCUGUACAUGUCUUUGAUCAAAAAGUGCUUCAAAUAAUGAUUUUGGUAUUACAAAUAAAUUGGCAAAUGCAAAAUUCAGAAUUGUGAAUAGUGAGUAUCAAUUGUGCUAUGUUUAUAAAGGACAAAAUUGCCAUGAUUAUCUUGAUAGAUGCAGAAAAAGCAUUUGAUAUAAUUCAGCACCCUUUCAUGAUAAACUUAGUCAACAGCUAGUAAUGAAAGGAAACUUCCUCAACAUGAUAAAAGGCAUCUAUCAGAAACCCACACCUAAGAUCAUACUUCAUGGCAGCAGACCGAGUGUUGAAUGCUUUCCUCCUAAGAUUAGGAAGAAUACAAGGAAGGAUGUUCUCUCUCACCACUCCUAUUUAACAUUGUACUUGAGGUUCCAACCACGGUAAUUAGGCAAGGGAAAGAAAGAAAAGGCAAGCAUACUAGGAAAGAAGGAAAACUAAGUGUAUUUACAAGUGACAUGUUUCAUUAUACAGGAAGUCCUAAAGAAUUCAUUUUAAAACAAAUGAGUUCAACAGGUUAUAGGAUAGAGAUAAGGUCAAUAUAUAAAAAUCUGUUUUAUUUUUUUAUGAAUGACAACUUUAUUUUUUUACUCUUAAAGGCUGAUGAAAAACCAUUGUAAAUUCUAUUAAAGAAAACACAUCUCAAUUAAACACUGGUAACUAUACUUACUUAUUAAAUACUAUUAAAGUUUUCUAAAACAACUUGAAACAACUCAGUACAGUGGGUUCAAGACCACACAUUACAUACAUUAAGGCCAGAUUACAAGUUAUCUUCAUGGGGGGUGUUUUGUGGGGGUUUUUUUUCUGUUCUUUUUUUUAUUUAAUAAAUCUUUAUUGUUCAUAUUA